AUGUGCUUUUUCCUUGGAAAUUUUUCUUUUCUGGAGAUAUGUUAUGUGUCAGUCACUGUUCCCAGAUUAUUACAAGACCUCUAUAGACAAGCUAGAAAUAUUUCCUUUCUGGCCUGUGCUACUCAAAUGUAUUUCUUUUUGGUUUUGGGAGCCACCGAGUGUUUCAUUCUGACUGCAAUGGCAUAUGACAGGUAUGUUACCAUUUGCAACCCAUUAGUCUAUCCUCUCAUCAUGAACAGUAGUCUAUGUACUCAACUGGCAGCCAGCUGUUGGACAAGUGGAGUUCCUGUACACAUAGGGUUCACUUAUUUCAUCUUCUCUCUACCUUUCUGUGGAUCUAACCAGUUGAACCACUUUUUCUGUGACAUACCUGCAGUCCUCACACUAGCAUGUGGGGACACUUUUAUGAUUGAGAUGUUGAUUUAUUUGAUUGCUCUUCUAGUUGUCACUAUCCCUUUUUUGAUGAUACUUGGAUCUUAUGUGAAAAUAGUCUUAACUGUUUUGAAACUUCCAUCUGCAACUGGGUGA
This is a messenger RNA of Castor canadensis (American beaver), 528 nucleotides long. The record is from RefSeq and is a predicted model, not a curated record. Lineage: Eukaryota; Metazoa; Chordata; Mammalia; Rodentia; Castoridae.